Molecule: messenger RNA, 2850 nt
Organism: Psilocybe cubensis
Lineage: Eukaryota; Fungi; Basidiomycota; Agaricomycetes; Agaricales; Agrocybaceae
Exons: 9
Coding region: 1-2850 (949 amino acids)
Source: RefSeq, a predicted model, not a curated record
AUGGCUAUCCACGUUUCUAUCGACUACGUCAAGGGAAGUUUCAUGAGGGGGUUCGCUAUCGCCAAGCCCGCCAUGAACCUCCUCUCCGAGCGUCUGAACGAAGCUCGGGCAUUUGAAGGCGGCACAUCCAACACAGUCAAACCCGCCAAAGAAACCUCGAUCCCUGCCCUCAUCGAGCGCCACGGCCGCCUCGAGACAGCUGUGAUCUGCGCUGCUGUCGAGCACAUCGCCGGCGCCGUCCUCGCCCGCGACCACGGCGUGCGCGGGGCUAUCUCGCGCACGCUGCCAUUUGUCAGCGCCCGCGCGCAGGACACCUUCGACGGCGCGUGCGACUUCCUCAUCGACAAGGCCCAUACACUCGUCGAUGCUGCCGUCAAGGUCCUCGAAGACAACCUCGAGGCGGCUUCCUCUUCCUCAGCUGUCGUCCACACUGGUGUGCAGGCCGCGGACGCUGCUAUGCAAAAGAUCCUAGGCGAGACCUACGUCGAGGACGCGAAGAAUUACAUCAAGGAUCUCCCUAUCCGCGCUCUGGAGUAUUCCGUGGUCAAGGCCGUCGAGGUGUAUGUGCCAUGUGAGAUCAAGGUUAACAGGAUGAGGAGGAGGUCGACCGUGGCAUCUGUUCUCUUCGAGGGUGCGGUCCGCUCGUCGUUCUUGGGCGUUUUGAGCGUUUCAUCCUUCUUCGCCUUCACACAUGUCUACGCGAUCUCCCUGGUCGACGAUGAGGCAGAGGUCAAGGCGAUUUCAUCACAACCCUCCGACGACACUUCUUCUACUGUCGUCCCACGCAAGCGCUGGCGUCGCUCUGCUUCACUUUUCGUUUCCUCUCCAUCAAUCACUACACUCGACACCAGCAGCGAUGUCCCCGGCGACGAGGGCGACAUGGAGGACAACGUCGACAUCAUCUCCUUUUCAUGCAGUACCACGAGCGAUUCGGACACCUGCACCGCCAAUGUCUCCGGCUCCGAUGCUUGUGUGGUUCAGGAGAAGUUCCAGGAGGAGGUCGAAGAGGAGGUAGCAUUCAAUUAUGGGAUUGAGGUCGACGGUCAGAAGGGCGGUGUUGAGAAGGAUACAAAUACGGUCGAGGAAGUCGGUGUCGACAUUUUGGGGGAUGGUGUAGGCCUUGAGGUUGUCGAGCCCGUCGUCCUUGUCACGGAAAUUGUCAAGCCUUCCUAUGGUCCAGUUCGAUGCGACGGCAACGGCGAGGGCGAGAGCAUAGGCGCAUAUGAUGGUGAGGACGAGGCUGAGGUUGACGGCGAAUACGAGGACGAGAUCAUGGGCGAGGUCGAGCAUGAGGUCGAGGACGAGGGCGAGUGUGAGGUCGAGGGCGAUGGUGCGAAGGUUGACGACGAAGGCGAAUUCCUUCUUUAUGAUAUGCUGGAAGGUGCGGCCAAGGACCAAGGUGUUGAGGCCAUGGACAACAUUUGCGUCGAGGGUAUCAAGAACGCCACCGAUAUUGGAACCGACGACAUCAGCAACGACGUCGAUGGCGAAGUCGUUCUUCAAGAGGAGAUGCAGAUCUGCGAGGCGACCAGGAGAGAUGGAGACGUCGGCUUUGGGCUCUUCCCUUGCGUUUCUGGUUGGCCGGCAACGAGUACUGUCGAUAUUAUGUCCAGAACUCAAGCCACUUGCCAACCCCAGCCCACCAAUGUCAACCGCUAUGGUGUGGAUGGUUCGCUUUUCCCAGUUGAUGCCCAAAGCCACGUUUACCCUCCAUCGAUCUCCUCUUUGGUUACCCCUUUCGAUCUCUUCGUUUCUUCAACAUCCAACAUCGACAACGCCUCGUCAGCUAUUUCCGAUAGUACCCUCGACAUCGACGCGAUUAUCGCCGACACCUGCAUUAACAACACCCCCAUUACCUCCUCUUUGGUUACCCCUUUCGUUUCUUUGACAUCCAACAUCGACAACGCCUCGUCAUCUAUUUCCGAUAGUACCCUCGACAUCGACGCGAUUAUCGCCGACACCUGCAUUAACAACACCCCCAUUACCACCACCAUCUUGAUCAUCAUCACUGAUGCCGACACGACCAGCACUAUUACCUCCACCGACAACGACAACGACAACGACAACGACAACGACAACAACCCCAAGAACAUCACCGACAAGAACACAAUUACUAUCAUCAUCGACGACAAGAGUUGCAACCAGUCCCUUGAAGUCGACACACCUACUAUUAGAGAAAUUUCGAAUGAACAAGGCGCAUCUAAAAUUCAAGGUUUACCUGAGGCCGUUGACACUCAGGUAUAUCCUGAGGUUGAGGCCGAGGAAGGACGGGAGAAGACGGUGAGAGGAGCUCACCCGGCAUUCGAGGCGGCAGUCGAACAACUCGAUCAGAGUCAGAUCGAGAUCGACACCGUCCACGCCGCAUUGGUCGGGGACGUAUCCCGCGACUCGGAAGCUGAGGACCACUUUGUGGUCCCCAGCUUCACGGUAUCCAUGCCCUGCCUCACGGCAGUGGCAGAAUCAGCCUCAUUCAAAGAGGCGCUCGUGUUCAACACGAGCGUCUCUUUUGAUGGCAGGCUGGGCUCUGCCCAGGAGACUGUGGAGUCCGAGGGGGUAUGCACGGAGAGGGACCCGGCGGCUACAACAAGCGUAGCCAUGGGGGUUGAACCCCCACACUCUUCCCUCACCGCCACCGCGGCGGCGUUUGUGCCUCGGGCACAAGCGCCGUCAAGUGCCGGUAUCGCUGGUGUUGCCACACCGGCGCACUGGGCCCCGGCGCCGAGGGUGGCGGUCACCCUCGAGAAGCCGCCCGUGCGCAAGAGCCGCACCGCCUCGGCCACCGGGCGCCGGGCGCGCCACCUGGCGCUCAUGGGAAAAGGGCCAAAAUCUCCCAUAGAUAGAACCUUGUAA